Messenger RNA from Lachnellula hyalina, 510 nucleotides. RefSeq names its product Translationally-controlled tumor-like protein. Bases 1 to 510 code for a protein of 169 amino acids. NCBI's taxonomy places the organism in Eukaryota, Fungi, Ascomycota, Leotiomycetes, Helotiales, Lachnaceae. Gene Ontology annotation, molecular function: calcium ion binding. The record is from RefSeq and is a predicted model, not a curated record. Gene Ontology annotation, cellular component: cytoplasm. The transcript has 5 exons.
AUGAUCAUCUACAAAGAUAUCCUCUCCGGUGACGAGAUCAUUUCCGACUCUUACGAUUUGAAGGAGGUGGAUGGCACCGUCUACGAGUGUGAUUGCCAAAUGAUCACCCUUGGCGCCGUCCAAGUCAACACUGGAGCCAACGCCUCUGCUGAGGAAGCCGAAGAGGGUGUCGAGGAUGGCGCUCAACAGGUCAAUAACGUCGUCAACUCAUUCCGUCUAACGCAAAGCUCCUUCGACAAGAAGUCAUACCUCAGCCAUCUCAAGACAUACAUGAAGAAGGUCAAGGAGGCUUUGAAGGCAAAGGGAGCUGAUGAGGCUACCGUCACUGCCUUCGAGAAGGGUGCUGCUACGUAUGCCAAGAAGAUUGUUGCAAACUUCAAGGACUACGACUUCUACAUUGGCGAAUCCAUGGAUCCCGAUGGAAUGGUCGUGCUCAUGAACUACCGCGAGGACGGAACCACCCCUUUCGUCACCGUCUGGAAGCAUGGUCUCACUGAGAUGAAGGUUUAG